This is a messenger RNA of Meyerozyma guilliermondii ATCC 6260, 1506 nucleotides long. Its product is annotated as TATA-binding protein-associated factor TAF7. Lineage: Eukaryota; Fungi; Ascomycota; Pichiomycetes; Serinales; Debaryomycetaceae. Bases 1 to 1506 code for a protein of 501 amino acids. Gene Ontology annotation, cellular component: transcription factor TFIID complex. Gene Ontology annotation, molecular function: RNA polymerase II general transcription initiation factor activity. The transcript has a single exon. The record is from RefSeq and is a predicted model, not a curated record. Gene Ontology annotation, biological process: transcription initiation at RNA polymerase II promoter; RNA polymerase II preinitiation complex assembly.
AUGCCUCUCAAGCUCAAGCUCAAAGUGGCUUCUUCGCCCGGUCUGCAAGAGGAAAGGUCAGAACUGCCAGCGCCCAAGAUUAAAAUCAAGCCUCCGUCGAAUAAUGGGAUAAAAAAACCAAUCAAAAAGGAAAGUAAAAAACUUAAACUCAAUCUAUCUUCCAAAAAACACAAGCCAUCAACCGAUGAGUUACUCAAGGGAAUAUCAAAACCACGCACAGUUCCUAAGGUUAGAGUGAAACCCACGCGAGUUCCUGGUGAAGGGUAUGAUUCUGAGGCUCCAGACGUCGAAGAUGAUCCAUUAUUAGAACAAGGAAUUAUUAUCAGGUUUCUACCAGAUGCAAAUCUCGAUUUUGUAAAUAAUGCAGUGGACUCAGGCGACUUUACCGGCUUGAACGUCAAAUGGAUGACAAGGGAGAAGGCAGUGGUUAGCAUAAAUGGAGCAUUAUAUUCUGCAAGGUUAUUGGAACUUCCCACCAUCACCGAAUUGUACAAGACAUUCGACAAGAAAAACAUUUUUAAAACCAUGGAUAUAUGCCAAAUUCUCUUGGUGAUCCGCCAAAUUAAUCCUAGUAAUGUCAAUCCUGAAACAGACUUUGAUAUUCCACGAGAGAUGAGACUGGUACAUCCGCUAUACCAAAUGUCACCCAAGAACGAGCUCAGGCCAAGCAAAUCAGUGCUCAGAGAUGGGCUUGUAUAUCCGUUUGAAAAUGUCAAUCGACGGUUUCGUCCACGAAAAGUGUCGCAUAAUGUAAUGGACGAUAUAGACAACAAAGUGGAAGCACUUCUCCGUCUUGAUGAAGAAGCAGAAGAGAGCCACUAUGACAUAAUAGAUGCUAGCCAGCAGAACUUCCAGAGAUUUCAGAGUCCAACACCCUCGGCGGCCUCAACACCAGUUCCACAGGAACAAACUACCAUAGAUAUGGAACCAGGCGAUGAUUUGGAAGAAGAAUUGGCGAAAGCUUUGGAGACGGAAGACGUGCAGGUUGGCGACAGAAUCGAAAUUGGAGACAAAGAGAUGGUGGUUGGACUCAAUGAGGAGAUUCAAGAAGCAGAAAACGACGCCGAAGAAGACGAAGAAGAGGAAGAUGAUGAUGACGAAGAUGACGAUGAUGACGACGACGAUGAAGAUGACGAAGAUACAGUGGCGGGCAAACAGCACCAGAAGAUGUUGGAAGAGGAGAUAGCAGACUUGGAGAAGGCAGUGGAGGUGCGUCGCAAGGGCUUGGAAUCUGCAACGCACAAGAUGAUGAAGAUGAAGAUCCAGACCAGUUACAACACGCUUAAAGCUUCUUUGGACUCUAAGAAGCGUGAGUUGUCGAAAUUGAUGGCAGAGAAGAUUCGGGACCGGGAAAUUGUCGAUGCUCAAGAAGGUACUCGAGCCGAGGCUGCAAAUGCGAUCGACGAAGAUGAUGAAGAUGGAGAUGAUGGAGAAGAAGGAGAGGGAGAAGCAGGCGAGGGAGAAGACGAAGACGAAGGAGACGGUGAUAUAGAUGACCUUUUCUAA